Molecule: messenger RNA, 3538 nt
Organism: Didymella exigua CBS 183.55
Lineage: Eukaryota; Fungi; Ascomycota; Dothideomycetes; Pleosporales; Didymellaceae
Product: GTPase-activating protein GYP5
Exons: 4
Coding region: 136-3435 (1099 amino acids)
Source: RefSeq, a predicted model, not a curated record
CGCAGCUUUCAGCCCAGCCAAGAACACACCGUCCCAGGCGAAGAAUGCACCCUUCUCGCGCGCGAUGAGGCACAACUACAUCAUACCUGCCACAUAGUCCACGCUCGCUCCACUCGCCGCGCUUAUUCGUGCACCAUGUUCAACAUUGGGAAUCUGGUGCAGAAGGCCCAGCAAUUCAUAGAGCCCACCCUCAGCAACAUCGCAGCCCCUUCCUCGAGCGACCGCCGACCGUCCAAGGCAACACUAUUUCGCUACCAGUUCCGGCUGCCCGACUCGCAGAACCCUCUUCAAGAGAUCACCGCCGAGCUUACUUUGCAGCCCCACCACUCGACGAGAGGCCCGGACGAACCUGUGACAGAAGGGGAGCGAGGACAAGGAAAUCACUAUGUGGGAAAGCUGCACCUGAGCGAGCAGUAUCUCUGUUUCUCUACGCAGGGGUCGAGCUUCCUCAACACCGCCAGCUCGAGCUCGUCCAGCAGCUUCACAGGGCAGACACAUGGCGCAGGGCCGGCCGGCAAUGGCUUUACACUACCUCUAUGUGGCAUCAGGAGAGUCGAGAGACUGCACAGCCAGAGUUACAUGUUCGCGCUCGCCAUCACCACGUGGAACGGCAUACCUGACUCCAAGACCAAAACGCCUUCUGGUCAAAAGCUCACCAUCCAGCUGGCUGGUUCGAGACAGGCCUGCGAGCGCUUCUGUGAUGGUUUGAAAAGGGGGCUGAGGGAUGGUGUCAAGAGUGUAGACACGCUACGCAAGGUGGCUCUCACUAGCUACUCCGAGUACCUGCUCACCACGGACGAAGAGAACACGGCUGCUACUGGAGAUCUUCAGCAAGGGAGAGAACACCCAGAUACAGGUCUUGGACUGACUUUCAAGUACCCUGGCAAUGCGCGGAAACUGAGGGAUGCAACCAAGAUACGCUUAUGGCGAGAGUAUUUACGAGAAAACGGCCGAGGUGCGACACUCAUCCGCCAACCAACAUUCCACAAGUUGAUACGCGUCGGUCUGCCGAAUCGAUUACGAGGAGAGAUCUGGGAGCUCACCUGUGGCUCGUUCUUUCUGCGCCUACAGAAUCCAAACUUAUACACGGAUACCUUAGCGAAGUUCUCGGGGCGAGAAUCGCUGGCCAUAGAUGAGAUCGAGAAGGACUUGAACCGCAGUCUACCAGAAUACCCCGGCUUCCAGGAUGAGGCAGGUAUAGGCAGGCUGCGGCGCGUCUUGACAGCGUACAGCUGGACGAACGAGGAGGUUGGAUACUGUCAGGCGAUGAACAUCGUCGUGGCAGCAUUGCUGAUUUACGUUUCUGAGCCCCAAGCCUUCUUUCUGCUCUCGAUACUAUGUGACCGUCUAUUACCGGGAUACUACUCACAGACCAUGUACGGAACCUUGCUGGACCAAAAAGUCUUCGAGUCGUUGGUUGAAAAGACUAUGCCCAUCCUUUGGGACCAUCUCGUCAAGUCUGAUGUUCAGCUUUCCGUGGUCUCCCUACCUUGGUUCCUGUCGCUCUACAUCAACUCGAUGCCCUUGAUCUUCGCCUUCCGAGUCCUGGAUGUCUUCUUCCUUGAAGGACCCAAAGUCUUGUUCCAAAUUGGGCUUGCCAUCUUGCGCAUUAACGGCGAGCAGCUCUUGGAUGCUGCAGACGAUGGAUCUUUCAUCUCAGUUCUGAAGUCAUACUUCUCUAGACUCGACGAGUCUGCGCAUCCCAAAUCCGAGAACCAGAAACUGCGAGCCGUUACACGGUUCCAGGAGUUGAUGGUAGUGGCAUUCAAAGAAUUCGCUGGCAUCACGCAAAACACCAUCUCAGAACAACGGGCGAAACAUAAAGAUGCAGUUCUCGAGAACAUUGAGAACUUUGCUAAGCGCACAUCUAUUCGCAAUCUUGGCCCUGAAAGCAAGAAGCUGAGUGUGAACGACCUGGGCUUCUUGUACGACAAAUUCUACGCGGUCCUGUAUGAUAGACAGCAGCGAGCAGAGAUCAUGCAGCAAGAAGCUGAGCGAAAAGCAAAGGUCAGCCGUGCCAAGGCUACGGAGAUCAUCAGUGGGUUUGCAAGCAGCAGUGCCGAAAAGGGACGGGUGGCCGUGGGCGUCAGUCCAACACACAUGGACUAUGAUGCGUUCAGGGAGUUCCUUGCUGGAAUCGCGAAAUGGGCCGUUACUGACUCGCCAACGUCGCCGAAAGAGGCGAAUCCCACUCAGACUCACUCAUAUUUUGGCGGCAGCAUGAGAAGUCGGCCGCCAGUAUCACCUUGGGGUUCAGGGCCAGAGCCUGCAGAUCACGAGUUCCUGAAGCGCCUCUUCCGCCGCUGGGAUACUGACAUGACCGACUCGCUCUCGCUGCAAAAUGUUGUGGCCGGAUUUGCCGCUGUCAAGGGGACCAAAGAUAUCAUGUCGAACAUCAGCUACUUCUUCGAGCUAUACGAUGAUGAUGGCGAUGGCAGGGUGGACCGCGAAGGCAUUUUGAGAAUAUCAGAAGCUUUACUCUUCCUGUCGAGAAGAGGACUCCACGAAUCUGUCAGCCCUUCAGCAUCGUCACUUGAUGUGGGCUCUGAUCCUCCAAUGUCCCGGGACGAGCAGUUCCUCAGCAGUGUCUCUGCAUUCAUUCGCCGCUGCUUCGAGUACGCCGAUCCGGAUCACUCUUCGAACCAGAGCGGCGCUACGGUUGGUGAAGCAGAAGAGGGUCUAGAUAACUUCGCGAUCGGCGACGAAGAUGAAGAUGACCUUAUUGAUUUUGGGGACGAGCCUGCGACACCAAAGGCUGAGAGGCCUGCAGAGAAUCCAUUAUCGCCAACGCAGUCUACACAUACAAUCGAGUCGGAGACAGGCGAGCGACACGAGAAAGCCAAAGCAGCCAAUCUUGCGCUGGAUCCCAACAAGCCUUUGCACAUAACACUGCCUACCUUCCGUAUGGUCAUUCUAGCAGAUGAAGUGCUAGAACAGUUCUUUGAAAUUGGCUUCUCUUCGUCCUUCCGCCUGGCCGAUGAACCCCUACCAUCCUUGAUGUCGACAUCCUCGAAUCUCACUACAUUCGCCAACGCUGGCCGACAGAUGUCUAGCCUAGCAGGUGGCAUGGGCGUGGUAGGUGGUGCAGGUGUUGGCGUGGUCCCACCGGGCAAGAGCAUUCGAGGCAUUCUCGACAACAUUGUCAAUGACGGCAUGCGCGUUGCAGCGGAGGUUAGGCGCAGAUACGACGAAGCCCAGAAAGAGCUUGACGCUCAGUCGCAGCAUGCCCGUGACGAUGAUGAGGAUCAUGAAGGAGAGGAGAAAGACGCAGAUCUCCUCGAUGGCGCAGAGACAGCAGAUGUUGUCUCAGUUAAGGAGGAGAAUCUCACCGACUUACUUUCGCCUGGUACUGAUAAAGAGAUCAGGAGUACGAAGGACCGAAGAGCGAGCGACGCCAGCCGAAGGGUUUUGGAGUUUGAGAGCGGCAAAGCUUGAUCAUGUACGAACAGUCGAAGUUCGGCGUUUGGGAUCUUCACUUUGUUCGACUGCAUCAGGGGAGCGUACAGGAGCAACACCAAAUACACUAUCGAUUUUCACU